Messenger RNA from Penaeus chinensis, 1690 nucleotides. RefSeq names its product acetyl-CoA acetyltransferase, cytosolic-like (gene Acat2). The record is from RefSeq and is a predicted model, not a curated record. Gene Ontology annotation, biological process: fatty acid beta-oxidation. Bases 439 to 1611 code for a protein of 390 amino acids. Lineage: Eukaryota; Metazoa; Arthropoda; Malacostraca; Decapoda; Penaeidae. The transcript is spliced from 8 exons. Gene Ontology annotation, molecular function: acetyl-CoA C-acetyltransferase activity.
CCAAUUUAAAACACACAUGAACUAGUUUUAUAUAGACCCUCUGUAUAUCUAAUCUAUCAAAAAAAUAAUUAUUACAUCAUACUAGUUCAGAGUUGUCCAGCAAAUAUCUCUCCUCACGGGAUCAGUGCCGUAAUACUCCAUACAGCCACAGUUUCUAAGUACCGCUAGUCUGUCGGGCUUCCGUUCCAUUCCUGCCUCAGCUGAGCCAUCCGUCUUUCGCUCCCCCUCUAGCAACGCCCUGGGAUCCCCGCCCCCCUCACUCCGUCUCCCGCGGGCAGCUCCCUCCGCCCUUCCCUCGGCCUCCCGCUCCCUCCCUCCGUCCCUCCCUCUGCCUCAGCGGCUCGAUCUUCAGUGUUGACAUCGACACCAACAGAGCAACACUACGCUUGUGCUGCGUUCUUCUACAGUGAAGGUGCUUGGUAUUUCCUCCCGGCUACAAUGGCAGAUACUAAUAUUGUGAUUCUGUCUGCGGUGCGGACUCCCAUUGGGAAAUUUUGUGGUGGCAUAGGAGAUAUGAAGGCUUCAGACCUUGGAAGUAUAGUCAUAAAGGAAGCAUUGGACAGGGCAAAAAUUCCCCCUAAAGAUGUAUCAGAAGUUAUUUUAGGACAGGUCCUAACAGCAGGACAAGGACAGAACCCAGCAAGACAAGCUGCUGUAGGAGCAGAUCUGCCUUAUGAAGUACCGGCAUCUUUAGUAAAUAUGCUUUGUGGUUCAGGACUGAAAUCUGUUGCUUUAGGGUAUCAGGCCAUAAAGCUAGGUGAAGCAGAUGUGGUUGUUUGUGGUGGUCAGGAGAGUAUGACUCAGGCUCAUCAUGCUGUGAAACUGCGUCAGAAAACUAUGGGGAAUAUGGAUAUGGUCGAUACUAUGCUAGUCGAUGGGCUUGUUGAUGCCUUCCACAACUACCAUAUGGGAAUCACUGCGGAGAAUGUAGCAAAGCGAUGGAAUAUUUCAAGAGAUGAACAAGACAGAUUUGCUGUGUUUAGUCAACGAAAGACAGCUAAUGCUCAGAAAGAUCAGUGUUUUAAGGAAGAAAUUGUCCCUGUUUUGAACUUGAAAGUGCCUCUUCAAGCAGAUGAAUUUCCUAGAAAUGAUACAUCUUUAGAAGGGCUAAGAAAGUUGAAACCAUGUUUUCUGAAAGAUGGGACUGGUACUGUAACUCCUGGUAAUGCAUCAGGGUUGAAUGAUGGUGCAGCAGCACUAGUUUUAACAACGGAAAAAGAAGCUAAAGCCAGGGAACUGAACCCACUAGCUAAGAUUAUGGCUUGGGCUCAGACGGGAGUUGACCCAGCUGUUAUGGGAAUUGGACCUGUGUCUGCUGUAAAAAAAGUGCUCAGUAAAGUUGGCUGGUCAAUAGAAGAUGUUGAUUUGUGGGAGCUGAAUGAAGCAUUUGCUGCACAAAGUUUGGCAGUUUUGAGAGAACUUGGUCUUGAUAAGGACAAAGUUAAUGUAAAUGGUGGAGCUAUUGCCCUUGGGCAUCCAAUUGGUGCAUCCGGUGCAAGAAUUCUGGUGACUUUACUGCAUGCAAUGAAGCGACUUGAGAAGAAGCGUGGUGUUGCUGCUCUCUGUGUUGGAGGCGGCAUGGGAAUUGCUCUUUGCGUAGAGCGAUCUUAAGUCACUGUGCAUGAUAUUUUACAUUUAUUGUUGAGUGGAUUAAAUAUUUUAAAGGUUGUUAUAGGUACUGUUGAUUAGA